Molecule: messenger RNA, 3901 nt
Organism: Dicentrarchus labrax (European seabass)
Lineage: Eukaryota; Metazoa; Chordata; Actinopteri; Moronidae
Product: signal-transducing adaptor protein 1-like
Exons: 11
Coding region: 426-1598 (390 amino acids)
Biological process (GO): cell surface receptor protein tyrosine kinase signaling pathway; positive regulation of B cell receptor signaling pathway
Molecular function (GO): protein kinase binding; signaling adaptor activity
Source: RefSeq, a predicted model, not a curated record
AGACACAUGUUUGUAUGCUUCAUUGCUUGUGUGUGGGGAUAUAAAUCUUUGUACCCAGGUUCAAAGUACAAAAGUGGACUUUUAUUUGGGAUAUUUUGUGCUAACUACUUCCUUCUUUAUAAAUCACUGCAGCACUUCCUCAUUCUCAGAGUCGAAAAUGCACUCGACUGAAGGAAAAGGGGGGAGAAUAUCUUAUCAGUGCAGGUUUAUAGAUCAAUAAUCAUAUGAGGGAAGACUCGAGGAGAAUUUAUUAGUGCUUUCAGAGUUGAGCGAAGAAACAACAAGGAACAAAACCUUCUCAGGACCCAGCUGAACUGUUUAUUCAACGUCAAUGACUUCACUGCUGGACAAACAGAAGUGAAGCGAACCAAAGCUGAACCAAACCAAGCCAGAAGAAACACACAGACUUGACCGAGUGUUGGAAGAUGUCUGUGCACCCCAGAGUCGUCUACAAGAGGAGGGAGACUAUCACAGCUCUACCACUCUAUUACUCUGGAGACCUGCUGAAGAAACAAAGCAAAGAGAAGGAUUUUAAGAAAUACUAUGGAGAGCUGCGGGGAGCCACACUCUUUCUGUACAAGGAUGACACACAGGAUACGUACACAGAGAAGCUGGACCUUGAGCAGCUGAAGUCCAUGGAGUUAGAUUCUCCAAAUCAGAGGAAGUCAGCAACUAUCUUCAAUCUCACGCUGCACACAGACGAUGUGCAGCUAAAGCUGGACAAUCCUGACACAGGAGAGGAGUGGAAGGGUUACAUCCUGACUGUAAUCAAAAAAGAGAUUCCCAAUAAGAUGCAGCUGCUGCCUGGCCAGCUGUUGCAGCUGCAGGAGGUUCUGGCUCAGGAGAAGAGAAGAAAUCCCCCCACGCCACGGCCACCCCUCCCACCCCGACCGUCUUUCCUAGCCUCACCCUCAGCCUCAGCCUCACCUUCCCCUCCUAAAGCCAACCCUGAGGUUCCUGCGUGUUUCUUCAAUGUGAAUCGGCAGGAGGCCGAGCGGAUGUUGGAAGCAAAUCCUGAGUAUGGAAGCAUGAUCCUCCGCCCGUCCACCCUGGCCAACAACUACGCCCUGACACUCAGACAACUGAUGCCCAGUGGGCCCGUCAUGAAGAACUACAGAGUGACCUCCAUAAACACUGGGUUCGUCAUUGAACUGGACACAGCAGUGACGGUGUCCUCCUUGAACGAUGUACUUAAAUACUUCAUUGAAAAGACAGAGUACCGUCUUCAUCCCUACAUGUCGUCCCAGCCCUACGACACUUGCAUCGACGCGUCACCUGCUCCAAAGUGCAUCAGCAUCACCUCACCUACACCUAAAACAGUACCCAAGGCACAAGUGGCACCUAUGCUGCGGUCAAAAACCAAAGACGAGCUCCUGCCCCCUCCAACCAAGCCAGAGGAGAGCGAAUAUGUCGUUCCUGACGCUCAUGAUGAUCACCAACUAAAGCUAGGACAAUUGGACGGAGAGCUUCGUGAAGUUUUAAAAUUACGGAGGGAAAUCAUCUACUCUGCAGCUGACGAGGACGAAGCCUAUGAGAAUCAAACCAGUAAAAAAUCCCACUCAAGCGCAGCACAGUGGGCCACAAAGACUGCAGAGUGAGGGGGCGACUGUGCUUUAGGAUGAGGCGUGAUUGAUAAGUCGUGUGUCCUUGGGUUCUCAGUCCAAUCAGGUUAGAGGCAUAGGAAUGCAUGUCCUCCUCAGGUCCACAUCUCAUCCAAACAUGGUCACUUCUGGCUCCAAAAAACCAAGAUGAGGCCUCAAAACGGUGGUGACAUCAUGGUGGAUUUAAACUUACUCUAAACACAAUAUCAGCAGAGGCUGAUGGGAAAGUCAUUACAUUAUGUUUGGUCAGACCAACACUCUGGACAAUAUAAACAUUUGACCCUGAUGAUGGAUGAAAAGUGAUCAAAACACUUACAGUUCAUCCUUUGGGGGGCGUGAAUGUCAGAACUAAAUGUCUUGGCAAACCAUCCAAUAGUUGUCAAGAUAAUACAAUAAAAAAAACAUACAUUUCAACAUCAUGGCGGCACUAAACUCACCAAAGUGAUGGACAGACGUACCUUAAAGACAAUUUUUAUAAUCCAACUUGGCUGCAUUAACAGAAAAUAAGCAAUUAAUUAAAAGAAAGGUGAAAAUUAUCCAUUUGUCAGUGAAAAUUUGUAAAAGAUUGAAUACAUUGUCUCAUGGCCAGUCUUGCUGAAACCCUUUCCAUUUGGAUGUACAACAGUUUCACAUUACACUGUAACAUUAAAGGUCCAGUGUGUUCAAAAGUUUAAUGUAAUAUUCAUUAAUAUGUUUUCAUUAGUGUAUAAUCACCUGAAUAUAAGAAUUGUUGUAUUUUCGUUACCUUAGAAUGAGCCAUUUUUAUCUACAGAGGGAGCGGGUCUUCCUCUAUGGAGUCUGCCAUGUUGAACUGCCAUGUUUCUACAGUAGCCCAGAAUGGACAAACCAAACACCUUAGGUCUUCCUUUGCACUUCGAGUCACAGGGUUUCAAAUGGUUGCAAUCUGCAACUUUACCACUAGAUGCCACUAAAUCCUACAAACUGGCCCUUUAACACAUAAUAUUAUUCUAGAUAUAUUAUCUUCUUCAUGAGAGGUUGUUUACAAAUCACUGCAUUAAGCUGUAAGUUUAAUCCUACAAAAGUUAGAAAACGUUUGUGUCUAAAUGAGGAAAAUAAAUGCUGAAGAGCUCUUAGAUACAACUUUAUGACACAGGUUUUAAAUAUAAUUUCAACUUUGUGUGGAACUAAUGAGUAUUUUCUCAUCGAUCAGUCUAUGGCGGUAUUGAAAAACAUCCAUCCAGAAUCCAUCACAAUUGCCCAAAGACCAAAGUGUCGCUUUCAAAUAGCCAUUAUCUCAACUUAAUUUAUCUCAACUUUUUCUCAGAAAACAAAAGGCAGAUUUCUCCAGAUCAGUAAUGACUUCUUUUCUCAGGAUCACAGGAUGUUUAUAGAAAACUUGAAAAUGAGUGUCUGGUUCAUUAAUCACUCAAGAUCAUGGUGAUGUUGGAGAGGAUUCAUACCUGAACUGAAAACAGUUCAUUUAAGCUAUUACUGGUAAUUUCCUGGUAAUGUGAUGCAAUUCUGACAAAAGAUUUAUUAAAUGAGCUCAAAGAUCCCUGCAAAUGUCCAGGUUCUCUUUAUGCAUUUUUCAUAGUUGCUAGCUCAUUUUAGUCAGUAUGAAAAUGAAUAUUAGCGGGCAAGUUGCUCAUCAUUCCUCAACGCAUUGUCCAUUAUGUUAAACCAAUGCUACAUCAAUAAUACGCCAUCUAUGCAUGCUGACAUGGCUCUAUUGAUCUCUGAUAAACAUUAGAAGCAAUGAGGAAACAAGCUUUUGUUUACUUGUGAUAAUGGGUUAAGUAUCUCGUCUCGAGAUAAGAAAGCUCAUUUUCGUGAGAUAACAACCGAUAACACCGUUAAAUGGAUGUUUAUUGUCUCAGAUGCUCAGGUGCUUUCUAUUUCUAUUUCUGCUCAUAAAUUGUGGUUUAAAAAGUGAAACUGCACAAGCUAAUUACUGUACAGGUCAAAAUCAUUGUCCAUUUUUGAUACGAAAGAAUUAUCAAAGUGUAAAAUACAAAGCUACACAUACAUGGCAGUCUUACGUUUGUUCCUUUGUUCAAAAGCAUUUAAUAGAAAACGUUACUAUAAUCCAGGAUGAUCAUUAUUCUUUAUUUUUCACACAUAGGAGUAAGCCAACAUAAAUGUUUCAAAUGUUAUAAUCAUGUUUUUAGUUUUAUUUUAAAUAUUUUUAAUAAUUUUAAGUUAUUCCAUUAAGAUUGUAUUUUCAUAUUUUUCAUCAUUAUCAUGGAUCAUGUUAUAGGUUUAAAGUUUAAGGAUCAUUCAUCACUCAAUAAAAGACAGCAACACUGUGAAAAAUAUUCAAUAAAAAAAAAGAACAAAGA